Messenger RNA from Triticum aestivum (bread wheat), 312 nucleotides. RefSeq names its product putative glutaredoxin-C14. The record is from RefSeq and is a predicted model, not a curated record. The transcript has 3 exons. Bases 1 to 312 code for a protein of 103 amino acids. NCBI's taxonomy places the organism in Eukaryota, Viridiplantae, Streptophyta, Magnoliopsida, Poales, Poaceae.
AUGGACUGCGUGAUGAAGCUGGCGUCCGAGCGAGCGGUGGUGAUCUUCACUUUGAGCUCCUGCUGCAUGUGCCAUACCAUGGCGUGGCUCUUUUGCGACCUGGGUGUCAAUGCACUGGUGCAUGAACUCGACCAAGACCCCAGGGGAAAGGAGAUGGAGAGAGCUCUCCUCAAGAUGCUCGGGAAAGGCCCAUCUGUUCCAGUGGUGUUCAUCGGCGGGAAGCUUGUCGGCGGGACAAACAGGGUCAUGUCCAUGCAUCUUAGCGGCGAGCUCGUCCCAAUGCUGAGGAAUGCAGGUGCCCUCUGGCUAUAG